GAGAGGCAUGGUGGGGACGGAGAUGGUGGGGAAGAAAUCUGGAUGGAGUGGGGGGAAUGAAGUUGAGCAGAGGCACCCCCUACACAUACAUCUUCCAGAAACAUUUGUGGAAUGUCCAGAGCUCCAAACUCCAACCCCAAAAUGAAAGGGGUGGAGGGGCCUAAUCCCAGAGCCACAUUCCAGGAUAAGUUAUAGGUGGGAGUGUGAGUGAGGAGAGGGUUGGGCCAGGGGGAGGGCAGGAAAGGGAGGAUGACUGCUAUAUAAUGGUUGGACACAAGUCACACAGCCAGGGUCUGGGUGCAAUGGCAGAAGGCCCUAGAGAUCAUCAGCCACCACCUUACAGUGGGGCUCGGGGUGGGGGCUUUGAACCUCGAGACCCACUGGACUGCUGGGCCUGUGCGGUGCUGGUCACGGCCCAGAACCUGCUUGUGGCUGCCUUCAACCUCCUGUUGCUGGGUGUGGUCCUCGGAACAGUUCUGCUGCCUUCGGUCCUCAUGUUGGGCUUUGGCUUCCUCUGCCACUCAAAGUUCCUGCGCUCUCAGGCAUCCCCCUGUACCGCCUACUUUCAGGACCCAGGGUUCACAGUGCUGCUGGUAGUGGGUUUCCUGCUCCUGGUGCCUUUGUUGAUUCUCGCCUUAGCUGGUUACCGCCGCCUCUACUGCCGUCUCCGCCUUGCCGACUGCCUCGUACCCUAUAGCAGGGCCAUCUAUCAGGAUGGGGGACUCUCCCACCCUCCAACUCUAGGAGCCCCACAAGCAUCCCAACCCCUUCCCACAGCCAUUGGCAAGGUCUGGGUCUGAAAGGCACCUUCCUCCCCCAAUUUAGACAAUAGGGUCCACCCCAACUCCCAACUUAAACUUUUAGGAGGCUGUCAUGUAGGGAGUAGUAGGCCUUUACACCUGAACUGGAAGCUCUAGAGAAGAAUUCCACAUCUGAACCAGUUACAGGAAACAGGGAACAUUGGGAUUGGUCCCACUGGAAAACAUCAUUAUCUGGACUAAACAUGAAAAACCUGCCAUAUCUGGAUAGCCACUUCCCCUUCCCAUGUGCACAGCUGAACUAUACUCCAUAGCACAUUGGAACAUGGGGGUUAGAUGCCAUUCUGAGUUUUGGAAUAUCUGGACUGAAUCUCCCAAAUGUUAAUCCUAAUUUCAAGUUAUUCCAAGCUGAAUGUUGGAAAUGAUGAGCUAUUGUGUGGUUCCUGAAUAAAAUAUUCAUCAG
Messenger RNA from Dromiciops gliroides (monito del monte), 1221 nucleotides. It is a transcript of the gene TMEM88, whose product is annotated as transmembrane protein 88. Gene Ontology annotation, biological process: negative regulation of canonical Wnt signaling pathway. Bases 264 to 800 code for a protein of 178 amino acids. The transcript has 2 exons. Gene Ontology annotation, cellular component: plasma membrane. Lineage: Eukaryota; Metazoa; Chordata; Mammalia; Microbiotheria; Microbiotheriidae. Gene Ontology annotation, molecular function: PDZ domain binding. The record is from RefSeq and is a predicted model, not a curated record.